Molecule: messenger RNA, 4093 nt
Organism: Nicrophorus vespilloides
Lineage: Eukaryota; Metazoa; Arthropoda; Insecta; Coleoptera; Silphidae
Gene: Cap-D2
Product: condensin complex subunit 1
Exons: 17
Coding region: 101-4030 (1309 amino acids)
Biological process (GO): mitotic chromosome condensation; meiotic chromosome condensation; mitotic cell cycle
Cellular component (GO): nucleus; condensed chromosome, centromeric region
Molecular function (GO): histone binding
Source: RefSeq, a predicted model, not a curated record
UCUGUUUGAAUCUCCCUUGCAGCACUGACUUACACUUGUUAACGUUUUUUUCCCCUCCAUUCGUUUUGUUCUUGUGCCUUGUUAACUAUUAAGUGUUACCAUGUCCCAUAUAAAUUUCGUUAUUCCUCAAAAUCGUAAUGAGUUGUUAUCAGAGAGUGAUGACCAGUAUUUUGUUAAAACUAUAAUAAAUCCACGAGAAAUUACAACAACAUUGAAUGUUGCGAAGGGUUGUUAUAAAGAUGAGGGCCCAACAUAUAUAUCUGAUAAUUUCGAUAUUUAUUUCUCGAUUUUGCAUCAAGCUGAUCAACUGCCAAUGGAAAUGCUGUUUACAGCCUACGAGCAUUUGCAUAAAGCCACCCAGGAUUUGAUCAAAUCAUUGAUAUUUUUGCUAGAGGAUAAAGAUAGUGUGAAUGAGGAGAUGAAAAUGAAGUACAAUACAAUAAUCAAAAUGUUGAUGUACUUGUAUACAAGUAUUGUGCAAGUGAUUGAUCAUAAAAAUGAAAUGAAUUUCGUACAAUCUGUUAAUCGAAAGAGCAAAGGAAAGAAAAAGAAGAAUCCUGAUGCAUUCAUGCACAGUAUUGAAAGAAAGUCUGUGGUCAUAGUGUUGCAUCAAUUGAUUCAACAAGAUCUGAGAUUCUUUUUUAACUCCCCCAGCGUAGAUGACACUUUUAUCAAGUUGCUGACAGAUGUUUGUUAUGGUUUUCUGGAAGCUCCCACAAUUAAAGGAGAAAAGGAGACACGGCAAGAGAUAUUUAAUUUCCUUGGGUACUUGGUUGUCCAUGAAGGACAUGGCAUGGCGUUCGUAAUUCGUCUUGUCCAAUUAGUCAAGACUUAUGAACAUCUAACAAUCUGCAUAUCAGAGGGAGUCCAACACCUUAUUCAAAACCACAAUUGCAAAAUGUUGAUUAGGGAUUUGGUUAGGGAAAUUACAGAAUGGCAGGUGGAUGAAAAGUUUGCUGAUUCUCAGGGCACUAGGUUUUGUUCUAUGGUGCUUACACAAAUGGCUGUGCAAAUGCCAGAUUUGAUGAUACCAGAAGUGAUGUAUUUGAAUAAGUAUUUGGCUCACGAUUCGUAUCAUUUACGAAAUUCGGUGCUUAGUGUCAUGGUAGAGGUGAUCCUCGCAGCACUUACCCGUAACGAUCUGAACGAGGAGGAGAAGGAAUCAAGGGAUGAGCUUUUAGAGAUUCUUGAGGAACAUAUAGCUGAUGUUGCAGCAAGCGUACGAUCUAAAGUUUUCCAACAUUGGUGUCGUCUUCAGAAGGAGAACGCUGUUCCCGUUAAGAUGCAAAAUGUUAUCCUGGAGAAGGCGAUCUUCCAUUUGAGGGAUAAAGCGGCGAACGUGAGGAAGGUCGCAGCAAAUUGCGUCACCACCUUCCUGGAAUACAACUUAUUCGGAGCCAAAUUGGAAUUAGGAAAAUUGCGCGAGGAAUUGGCGGAGAAGAAAGGACUUCUGGACAAAUUGAAAUCAGAAUUGGAUGAUCUAAAACUGAACAAAUUGACGGAACUGGAGCAGGAGUGGCUCGAGAAGGAAAACGAAAUUAAAGCAGUCGUCGAAUCCAACAUUAAUAAAUCUUCCAAUGAAAAAUCUAUGGAAAUCGAUGAAAAUGUUGAUUCUUCUAUAGUCCGUUUUUAUAUUAUGGAAGGUAAAUACGAAGACGCAUUUAAGAUUUUCGAAAAGGUUGCUGCGAAUUCCGAUAACUUUCAGAAUAUCAAGGAGAAUAUGUCUAAUGAUGAUGUUGCUGGUUUCUAUUUGAUGCUGCUGAAGAGUAUGUUCCUGAAAAUACCAGAUCACAUUAAUGAAGUCAUAAACAGUAAUACGCAGAAUAAAAACGCUGUACCGACUGAAGAACACUUGGAACGUUUGGAGGCGCUCUCCACGACAGUUGAUUUCUUGCAAACCUCGGUUUCGUUUCUGGAGCUCUUGGAUCAAGCUAUGAAACCGAUGAUCGAUCUUUUGUAUUCAGUCAACAUAAGCGAUAUGACGGAAGCAGUGAACUUUUUCAUUGCUGCUUACAACUUUAAACUCGACAACGCUCUAAUAGGAGUCUUAGAAAUUCUAAAGGCAAUCCGAUCAUGCGAUCAUGACAGAAAAGAUAUUAUUUUAAACGCAAUGAAAACUAUCUACCUCACUACCAGCGCUGAAAACAUGGAAGAUCACACGACGACAAUCGUGGAGCGAUUGAUCGAUUUAUUGCGAACGAUUUCGAUGGAUAAUCUGCAGGAUCUGAAUUCAAUUAUAGCAGAGUGGGUGGAGAAAGGGACACUGGAUAAUUCUGUUAUAGACAUGCUGUGGCAGUACGUGACCUUGAAGAAACAAGAUGUUUGCAAAGAUAAAUCGCGAGCCGCCCUGACCAUAUUGACUAUGGCAGCGAAAGGUCGCAAAACCAUUGUUACCAGGAAUAUCAAAUUGGUUGGUACGAUAGGUUUCGGCGAGCGUGGCCAAGACGAUAUACUAUUAGCCACACACGCGUGCCACAUGUUAUGCGUUUCCUCUAUGGAUGUUCGCAACAUAUCUGAUCCGAAUCCACCAAAUAGAAUAUACGCAAACGAUGAGAUGUGGAAGUCCCUAAGGGACAUGGUCGUCACUAAUUUCGAUAAGAGAGUUAAAUUCUUCAAUGGAUUUCUUUCAGCUGCGGUUGAGUUAAUAUUCCGAUUGUGCUCAACUCCGUUGGUCGUUAUUGAGGAUAUUUUAAAAACCGCUUUGGUCAAGAUAGGCGAUGCUACUGAGGAGUCUUCUUUGGAGGCAUUUCUGCUUAUUAGAAUGAAUGUGCUUGUUGGAGAAAUAGCUAUCAGGUUUUUAAAUUUUAUGGAUGAAGAUAUUUACAAGGAGCUUAAACGACGUCAAUUUAUCCGCCGCGACAAGAAGAAGAAUAAUAAUAAAUCUUUGAGAAAGCGGAACAACGUUUCACUCUCGGCCAGUCAGUCGUCGUGCAGUACAGAUGCAACUGCAACUGAUGAUAGUAUUUUGGAGGGAGCGCAAGCUUGUGAUGCGGAUGCCGACUAUAUAUCUGAUUUACUAGAGAAUCGUACAGUCUCGAGUUCCAGUACUUUAGGAAAAUUGUCCCGUCACAUUGUAUAUCAAUGUGAAAAUCCUAAUACUUUCAAUGAGGAACAUGUUCAAUGUUCUGCGAUAUCUGCACUUCUCAGGCUGAUGCUUGUUUCCAGCGAUUUCUGUUCCAAGCACAUACAGCUGAUCUUCACAAUACUUGAGAAAACCUCAUUCGAAGACGUGAAAAUCAGCAUUCUGGUGCACUGUUCCGAUUUACUAGAAAAAUAUCCAAAUAUUGUUGAACCCUACACACCGCGAUUAUUUUUAAGAUUAGAAGAUAAGAGUGUUGAAAUCCGGAAAUCGGCGUUCUUUAUUUUAUCGAAUCUUAUAUUGAGAGAUAUGAUCAGAGCCCAAGGACACAUAUCUGAAAUGGCUAUAAGUAUUGUUGAUGAGGAAGAUGAUAUGCGGCAGAUGGCCUCCAACUUCUUCGUGCAACUCUCGCAUAAAGCCAACAAUUUAUACACCGUACUUCCCGAUAUCUUCACGCACCUCUGCGACAAGGUCAAAGAUGAAGAACAGCUAAAAACGAUUCUAAAGUUCCUGUUUGGAUUGAUCGAUAAUAACAAGCAAAUGGAAAGCUUGGUCGAUAGGUUCUGCGCCAAAUACCGUUUAUCCGAGGAUGAAAACGUGGCGAAGAACAUCACGUUCUGUCUCACCUUAAUUAAUUACAACGAGAGAAGUCUGAAGAAACUCUCCGAGAAUUUCGAAUUGUAUAAGAAUUUCGUGCUCGUCAACGAUGUGUACCUUUAUUUGAAGCAGAUAUUGGCAAACUGCACAAAGGGAGUCGUCAAACAGGAAAUCAAGGAUCGCGUGACGGAGCUGGAGGGUAAAAUAAAGGGAAUGUUCGAGUUGACUGAAGGAGCCAAAAUGCCGGAUGUUCCAAAGAAAGUUACUAGAAAAUCCAAAAAUAAGUCGCUGGCCAAGAAGAAACAAGUGAAGAAACGGUCCAAAGUGGAAUCCGACUCUGAUUCUUCCGACUGAUUUAUAUGAACCAUAUAUGUUACAUGCUUACCAUAACAAAUAAAUAUUUUUUUACAAUCUCAA